Messenger RNA from Arachis ipaensis, 1071 nucleotides. RefSeq lists its product as uncharacterized. Lineage: Eukaryota; Viridiplantae; Streptophyta; Magnoliopsida; Fabales; Fabaceae. The record is from RefSeq and is a predicted model, not a curated record.
AUGGCAACCAUUGCCGAAGCUUUAUCCCGAUUGACUAUAUCUCCUUUCAACAAUCACAACCCCCCUCAAGCUUCUACCUCUAGCGGCCUACCCUCUCAACCUCAAACAAACCCCAAGGAGAGCAUCAAUGCUAUAACCUUAAAGAAUGGUACCAAAUUAGAUGAAGUUGGUCUCAAGCCUACAAGUGUAAAUAAGGAAGCCCACGAUGAAGAAAUCGAAGAGGAGGUAGAAUUGAAUAGAGGUGAGAAGGAAGAUGUUGAAAGAGAAGAGGAGGAUCCAUUAAAAGUCAAGGAGCCUAAAAGGAAAAAUCCUAUUGAGGAACCCACACCAAUUCCUUUUCCAACGGUGGCUAAAAAGGCCAAGAAGCAUGACGACUUUGAUCCUAAUAUGGUGGAGAUUUUCAAGAAUGUGGAGGUUACCGUCCCUCUUUUUCAAGCCAUCCAACAAGUUCCAAAAUAUGCCAAAUUCCUAAAGGAUGUUUGCACUCACAAGGAGAAAAUUGGUGAGCAAAGUAAGAAUCCGGUAAAUGACUCUAUCUCCUUUCUUAUUCCGGAGAAGUAUGGUGAUCUCGGUCCUUGUUUCGUGACUUGUGUGAUUGGUGGAAUGGAGUUCAUGGAUUGCAUGUGUGAUUUGGGAGCUUGUGUGAGUAUUACGUCCCUCCCUAUUUAUGAAAAAUUGAACUUGUCACUUUUGAAGCAGUCCAGGACAAGAUUUGUGUUGGCGGACAGAAGUAUUAUUUUGGUUGUGGGGAUUGCAGAGAAUGUGUUGAUGAGCAUUCAAGGUUUGGUCUUUCCGGUGGAUUUUCACAUUUUGGAGAUACCUCCAAUUGAUUCGGAUAAGCCAUCUUCCAUCUUCCUUGGGUGGCCAUUUUUGAAGACAUCUAAGUUCAAGUUAAAUGCAUUUUCGGGAGCCUAUUCGUUUGAAGCCGAAGGGAAGAUGAUUGAGCCUAAGGUUGGCCAAGAAGAAGAAAAGGUUGUCAAGGAGCCUAAGUCAUUGGAGCACACAAAAGCUAAGCAUGCUGAGGAGUUGGAGAUUUUCCUCCUUGGGGUGGCUUCAAGUAGUGAUCAUUGA